Molecule: messenger RNA, 1792 nt
Organism: Hypanus sabinus (Atlantic stingray)
Lineage: Eukaryota; Metazoa; Chordata; Chondrichthyes; Myliobatiformes; Dasyatidae
Product: syndecan-3-like
Exons: 5
Coding region: 227-1327 (366 amino acids)
Biological process (GO): cell migration
Cellular component (GO): cell surface; membrane
Source: RefSeq, a predicted model, not a curated record
AGAGAGAGAGAGAGAGAGAGGGAGGGAGGGAGAGAGAGAGAGAGAGAGGGGGAGAGAGAGAGAGAGAGUGAGAGAGUGAGAGAGAGAGAAAUCUCAAACCCGGAGCGCUGCCGGCCGCGGAGCGCCGAAGCUGAUCAGGAGAGGUGAGGGACUCUUUCCAGCCCGCUACCGGAGAGGCCAUCAGCUCGGAUACCGACCCAGCGCUCCAUACCCCCCUUUCCCCACCAUGGCCAAGCUCUCGGUGCUCCUGCUGUGCCUGCUGAUACCCAGCCUGUGCGACAUUGUAUCGAUGUAUCGCACAUCCAGACAGACCCAGGACCUCGCAACGUUAACCGAUCUGGAAGGAUCAGGGUCAGAUGAUGAAGAUGAGGGAUUUUACUCUGGCUCCGGGGGUUCGGGAUACCCCGACUUCGAAAGUGAGCUAAGGUUCACCCCGGGUGUGACCAGGGCAGUGACAGUCACGCCCUCCACCUCUGCCUUCAGCUCGGUCCAGCCCUUCGCCUUCACCUUCCGGAGCACCACCUUGACGAGCGGCGGCGGCACCCGAGCGCCGGCCCCUACCUCUGCCGCCCUCGCCACCCAGCAGGCCGCCACAGCGGCGCCCGCCCCCGCCACAACCCCGCGGGUGACCACGGCAAGCACGGGCGCGGCCACGACCUCCACCGUCCAGGCUCCGACCGCCCGUAGCAGCACCGUCGCUGUCGUCCCGCUGGCCACCACGGUGAUAACGGCCACAACCAAGCAGAGUACGACCAGCCUGGGAGACGUGGCCAGACCCAUUUCCACGCCUGACCCGCAGACGGAUAGAGCAACUUUAGAAAGCUUCACGGCAGGCACGAGUAAAACCAUCCUGUCCGCUCCUUACGUCACAGAGAAGACGAGCUCCAGUGAGCAGGUGGAAGAGGUGACCAUUAACAACGAAGUGGAGGCUCCAGCGGCAGGUUCUCCCAGUGGAGACUUCGAGAUCACCGAGGAGGUGGAAGUGGUGAACCGCGAGGCAAAUAACGAAGUGUUCGCAGCUAUCACACAGCCAACUGUCCGGGGCACUGGGAAAAUUGACCUGCCCGAUAUCAUAGACAAUGCAAUAGACUCUGGCAGUUCAUCAUCAGCUGCACAAUUACCCCAGAAGAACAUAUUGGAGAGGAAAGAAGUUUUAGUAGCGGUCGUCGUCGGGGGAGUGGUCGGAGCCCUCUUCGCCGCCUUCCUGGUCAUGCUGCUGAUCUACCGAAUGAAGAAAAAGGACGAAGGCAGCUACACGUUGGAAGAGCCAAAGCAGGCGAGCAUAGCUUACCAAAAACCCGACAAGCAGGAGGAGUUUUAUGCAUAAACAAUUCGAGAGUGCCUCUAAUUGUUCGGACUGUAAACUGAUCGUUCUCUUUAAAAAAAAGUGCAUAGAAAAGAAUAAUAAUCCCAAAUGUCACUUGAGCAAAGUUCUGCCGAGUCAGAGAGAUGUUUUAACGCUGGCCUUUUUCACUGAUAUUGUUGAAUUUACUGUCAUUGUUCCAACUAAGACUUACGGGGGGUGCGGGGAGGGGGGUGGAGGUGGUGUCUGUACCAGGGGGACCAGAAACCACAAAGCACAGCGGCUGCUUCUAGACAAUUACAGCACCACAAUAGAAUGGGGGCAGAGCACUGGGAGUGGUCUUGGCGACUGAGAAAUGCUGAAGCUUUGCAUAUCAAAUAAAAAAAAGUGGGUUUUAAUACACAUUACUCGCCCAGAAUGUUACAUUCCCUUAUUUGAACUAAUAGUUGCAUUGUUACCAAGACUACUCCCUGCCCCACCCACCCCCAC